AUGGAUUACGUCAGGAAUGAUGAGUUCUGUGUUCUGUUACGGUUGGGCAUUCAGGAUGAUGACAACACUGUACCUUCUGCUCCUGAGCCUCCGAGUCUUCUCUUGCAUGAACGUGGAACGGGUUUCUGCUUUGAUUCCAGUUUCGAUGUGCACAAGAAGUGCCCUCUUUGCGAUGUGCUGUUCCCACCUAACUACGAUCAGAGCAAGUUUGAGGAGCACGUCGAGAGCCACUGGAAGGUGUGCCCCAUGUGCAGCGAGCAGUUCCCGCCCGAUUAUGAUCAGCAAGGGUUUGAGAGGCACGUUCAGACGCACUUUGAUCAGAACGUAUUAAAUUUCGAUUAAGUACUUUGUUUUGCAGUGUAGCUUAAAAACCACCACUUUGAGUAGUCCCACCUACGGCACCAAACCAGUGCAGCUUUUCUGUAACAGUGCAAACUUCUGAGUAAAAGCUAACGUACUCUCAUGGGAGC
This is a messenger RNA of Cariama cristata (Red-legged seriema), 470 nucleotides long. RefSeq names its product Tax1 (human T-cell leukemia virus type I) binding protein 1 (gene TAX1BP1). NCBI's taxonomy places the organism in Eukaryota, Metazoa, Chordata, Aves, Cariamiformes, Cariamidae. Gene Ontology annotation, biological process: negative regulation of apoptotic process. The record is from RefSeq and is a predicted model, not a curated record. The transcript is spliced from 3 exons. Bases 1 to 342 code for a protein of 113 amino acids.